Macadamia integrifolia is the source of this 817-nucleotide messenger RNA. Its product is annotated as 60S acidic ribosomal protein P2-like. The coding region runs from base 202 to 549 and encodes 115 amino acids. NCBI's taxonomy places the organism in Eukaryota, Viridiplantae, Streptophyta, Magnoliopsida, Proteales, Proteaceae. The record is from RefSeq and is a predicted model, not a curated record. Gene Ontology annotation, cellular component: cytosolic large ribosomal subunit; ribosome. Gene Ontology annotation, biological process: cytoplasmic translational elongation. Gene Ontology annotation, molecular function: structural constituent of ribosome. The transcript has 3 exons.
ACCAAAGUUUGGUGUUGCGUUAACACUUGAUAACUUCCCCUUUAGUCACGAACUAAAACCCUAGAUUCUUUUUUGUCACGGAACUGAACCCUCUAGGUUAGCGGAGACAAACGGGACUCGCAGACUUGCGUCUGUAGGCAUUUGAAUCUCUCUCUAUCUCUAUCUCACAAUAAUUUGAUUAUCUAAGUUUUCUGAGCAAAAAUGAAGGUUAUCGCUGCCUACUUGCUUGCUGUUCUGGGCGGAAACACCAGCCCUUCUGCCAACGAUUUGAAGAACAUUCUUGGAUCAGUUGGGGCUGAUGCUGAAGAUGAUAAAAUUGAGCUGCUGCUAUCUGAAGUUAAGGGUAAAGAUAUUACAGAGCUGAUUGCAUCUGGAAGGGAGAAGCUUGCUUCAGUGCCUUCUGGUGGUGGUGCAGCCAUUGCAGUGGCUGCAAGUGCUGGUGGCGGCGGGGGUGGUGCAGCACCUGCUGCGGAUGAGCCAAAGAAAGAAGAGAAAGUGGAAGAGAAAGAGGAGUCAGAUGAUGACAUGGGCUUUAGUCUUUUCGACUGAGGGAUUCUGAUGCUGGUCUUUGUGUAGGAAGCCAAUUGCUUCCCAUUUUAUAGCACUUGGGCUGAAGUUUUGGUCAGCGGGAGGGUUAUUUUAUCAGAUGUUUAGAGGGUUUUGUUCUUUCCCUGUUAAUUAGAAAGAUAGGAAGAUGUUGCCUGAUAUUCAGUAGGUUGAUUUCUUUAACUUGAAUUCCUAUAUAUCGUUUGAUUUGCCAUAAGAUAUUAUUGUGUUUCCUCUGCUCAUGAUACAAUAUUAGGCUUUUACUGACUCA